Messenger RNA from Desarmillaria tabescens, 936 nucleotides. RefSeq lists its product as uncharacterized. The record is from RefSeq and is a predicted model, not a curated record. The transcript has 5 exons. The coding region runs from base 266 to 826 and encodes 186 amino acids. NCBI's taxonomy places the organism in Eukaryota, Fungi, Basidiomycota, Agaricomycetes, Agaricales, Physalacriaceae.
AAAAUGUGUGGCUGAGUGGGACCAACUGUACAGUUAUCCGGCAAACUCCGGUCACGUAAUCCUUCUGGAAGUGAACCACCACCUGCUGCCUCCUCCAUGCGCAGCCUCUGUCUCGACCGCCCGCCCUUUUCGAGACCUCCUGUUCAAUUUUGAGGAAUAAUUUCUCUACUACAAGGCAUUAUCUUUGACCUGGGAAAGGCUACUGUACAAUCUGCUCGUGGUACAGCCACGAAGCGCCAAUUCUGCCUGCUGACUAAGCAACCCUAUGAGUUCUUCCGAGUCUUCCAAGUUUGCGUCAUUUGCGGCAUACGCUCCUCCUCCCGAUGACCCUUCUUAUACCUCUUCGUCGCGCGCUGCAACCCGAGCAUGGUUCCCACCCCAUGCAGAGACUUCCUAUCAGUCGGGAGGAGUACCUUCGUUUGGUACCGCUGUAUCAAGUGGCUUAGGCUCCUCUGAAGAGGUUGAGGGCCAGCAGAAUCAAUGGGAAACGCGGUACGGGCAUCGUGUCGACGUCCUGGCUGCACUAGCGUAUCUAUUUGGACCAAUAUCUGCUUUUAUUCUCCUGAUUAUAGAGACACACAAUGACUUUGUCCGGUUCCAUGCCUACCAGUCGGCUCUAUUGACUACACCAUUAGUGGUUCUCCGGAUCCUGAUGUCUUUGCUGCAAUUUCCCCAAUGGAUGCGGACUUUAUUCACCCUGGUAAUCGCAGGAGUGCAAUUGUACAUGGCUAUUCGGGCUUCUCGCGACGCGUCGCAUAAUGGUCUUGUUAGGUACCAUCUACCCACUAUCGGUCAAGUUGCAGAAGACUGGUUAGCGGACGAAUAGUCAUUUCAGCUUUCGGACUCGAUGGUCAUCAUAAUUUUUAUAAUCAUGUAUAUUGUUUCUGUGCCGAUGGAUAGAAUACCGUAUCGUAUAACACUGGAAGUUAGAAGUUA